UUUGACUUAGGUUUAGGGCAUAAAGGUGAACUGGUAAGUGUUMGGCCAACAUAUGCAUAUGAUCAAUUGCUUCUGCCAAAAUUAGCUAUUUAUGCUUCUCCUUAUAAUUUGGAUCGUAUGAAAAAUAAUUUAUACCAAACCAAAGAUGAAGAAAAACCUAGUUCUAUUCAUGCUCUUCAAACUGCGAAAUAUUUGAAAAAAAUGGUUGUAAGUGUAAGCAUGAAUAAAGAUGAGCCUUGGACAAUCGAACCAUGGCAUAUAAGAGUAUCACUACGAAAAAUGAAUGUACACGUAUUAAGUGAUGAUUCAAUUGAAUUGCCAGAACGCCCAAUUAGUGGACCUGAUUUUACUUUGGAAGGAAAAUCCUUUGUUGUGUACAUUACUAUAAAUAAGAAAGAAAAAGUGCCAGUGGAAUGUAACCUUCAUCAUUGGAGUACUAAACUUGCAGAUCGAUUACCUCGAACAAAAUUCUAUGAAAGAACUCCAAUAUCCAUUUUYCCUGAGCAGACUGAACUUUUAAUGUCAAUGAGAGGAAAUACAAAUAAUGAUUAAAUUUGUUUAGUUUAAUUUGCUAGUAGUGUCUAAUAUAUUUAAUUUUAAAUGAAUAAU
This is a messenger RNA of Diuraphis noxia (Russian wheat aphid), 609 nucleotides long. It is a transcript of the gene mRpL9, whose product is annotated as mitochondrial ribosomal protein L9. Gene Ontology annotation, molecular function: structural constituent of ribosome. Gene Ontology annotation, cellular component: ribosome. The record is from RefSeq and is a predicted model, not a curated record. NCBI's taxonomy places the organism in Eukaryota, Metazoa, Arthropoda, Insecta, Hemiptera, Aphididae. Gene Ontology annotation, biological process: translation.